UUGAAUGUGUUUCUGUAACCAAAUUGAAUGAAAUACUGUCGAUUGGUUUUCUCACUUCCAUUUGAGUUGAUGACAAACAAAUUUUUCGUUAAAUUCAAAAUGGAAUUCGUUGAAUUUAAAGCAAAUAGAAAUACGUCGGGGCGUGCUACAAAUGGCCAAAAGAGGCGGUUACUGCACUUAAUGCAGGAGCACCGCAGCGUUGGAAGGGGCCAAUUUCAGAAACCAAAUGCAAGGAAGGAGCACGAAGAGGUUUGGGCAGCCUUUGUUGCUGAAUUAAAUGCGUAGGGAGGGUCCCACAAGUCCCCUAAUCAGUGGAAAAAGUGUUGGAUAGACUGGAAAUCGGCAGUCAAGAAGCUGCACAAUGCCCACAGAGCGUUCGCCAGACGAACUGGAAACCUGCCGUUGCAGGACGGUCCAAAACCGUUGGAUGCCAUGGACCGGGAAAUUUUGGAGUUUUUUUCCAGCGAAACUGGUUUGUAGACAACUGCUGAAAUGGUCGAUGUUACGAUUGAGAAUGAGGGUGAUGCUACUGCCAACAUUGGGUUGGACGCAAACGCGGACAGUUUGGGCAUCUUCGAAGUGGAGGCACUUGAAGAGGUUGCAAUGGGUCAGGUGCUUGAGGUUGUGCCAAACAAACAGCAACCCAAACAGCGCACAAACCAAAGCUGUGUGGAAGAGGCGACCAGUCUCAUAGAAAAUCAUCUUGCGCAGCUGAAAGAGAUUUUGGAGAGACAGCACAAGGAGCACAUGGGUGUUUUAAACGGAAUACACGAUACCCUGAAAGCUCUGUUGGAAACCAUGACGGGAGCGACUGUUGCAUAAGGAGUAGGCGUAUGUACACUGUUUACACGGGGGCAAGAAAAAAUACUUUUAUAUUUUUC
This is a messenger RNA of Bactrocera tryoni, 881 nucleotides long. RefSeq lists its product as uncharacterized. The record is from RefSeq and is a predicted model, not a curated record. The transcript is spliced from 6 exons. Bases 493 to 822 code for a protein of 109 amino acids. NCBI's taxonomy places the organism in Eukaryota, Metazoa, Arthropoda, Insecta, Diptera, Tephritidae.